Penicillium daleae is the source of this 4533-nucleotide messenger RNA. Its product is annotated as putative anucleate primary sterigmata (ApsB). The coding region runs from base 1 to 4533 and encodes 1510 amino acids. NCBI's taxonomy places the organism in Eukaryota, Fungi, Ascomycota, Eurotiomycetes, Eurotiales, Aspergillaceae. The record is from RefSeq and is a predicted model, not a curated record. The transcript has 3 exons. Gene Ontology annotation, cellular component: microtubule organizing center.
AUGUCGACCAGGGCCCCAGCUACAACACCUCCGAUCGUCAGCCCAGGCCCGCCCUCGGUGCGCAUCCCCUCCUCCUCCCAUGACACCACCGCGCAAGUACAGAAUGAGAAGACGAACGAGCACGAUGCACCGACCGCCGCCGCAGCCCAAUCGCAGCCCGAGGAGGACAUUAGUCUUCUGCCUCCCUUGACCGAUCGCGGUGACAGCAGUUUGUUCUUGUCGAGCGAAAUUGGCGAGCGCGAGCGCGUGAAUAACCAGACUUUGAUUGAGGAGCAUGAGAUGCGCCGCAAGCUGAUGGAUAUGGAGUCGAGCUUUUUGCCAGAACCCUCGACCAUCGACGUCGCCGCGCGUGGCCCAACUCCCGGCGCAGACGAUACCUACCUGGUCGGUGUUGGAAGCUACGAUCCCGACAUGACCCAGUCGUCUACCUUUUCCUUUAUUCCGCCCUCCGAGAGCUACCAGGAAACCGAGCAAGACCAUGAUGGCGCUGGUGAGGAGACGGAGAAUGUGACCGGCACGAGGUACACACAGGGCACCGCGAACGACUCUAUGCUUGACUCACUCACUUCAUCACCUUCAGCUGCGGCUAUGCUCCGGAGUCUGCAGCGUGAUCAGCAAUCCGAAAACCCUGCUGAGAAUAGCAUGCUGUCCCAAGAUGAACGACCCUUCAGAUCCCAGCUCUCUAUCGCAGAAAGCGAGUCGCAACUCACUCCCUCCAAGCUUCGACAUUCAUCUCGCAGUCUCUCCCCAGGUCCGUCCAGGAUAUUCAGCGAUCAGAGCGGUAGCAUUGCUGGAAGCCGGAGAAGUGGUAGCCGUCCCAAAUAUUUGACCAGUCGUCAAUCGGCCCAGCGGCUCUCACAUUCCUCUAUUGCUAGCAACACCACUGAGACAACCCACAGCGACGCAACAUUGGGCGCUGACUUUGCCCUUCAAUCGGGAGGCGCGGCCUCUGAACAAUGGGGCGGUCUCAAUGCCGGUCAGCGCGCCCAUAUGACCCGGACUACCAGCCUUGGUAGCAUGGCGUCUGGAGUCUCUGGCUAUAGCGAGGAGAACUUACUAGACAGACGCAAUGUCGGCGCUCCGAUCGAUGGGGGCCUUCAUACCCUGGAAGAAGAAAGCUCACCACAGUCAUCACGACAGGCAACGGGUUUUGAUGACCCCUCGGCGCCAUUGACACCAAAAGCCAAGCCCCGAGAGAAUAUUCCCACUGAUACAGCCAUCACAGAGCGAGUCAAGGGAAUCCAAGUUCCCACAGCUUUUGUUCAAAAAUUCCGGGACGACUUUGGUCACACUGGACCAUCCCCUGAGAAACGCCCUGGAGCUUCGACGCCUGCAUUUGGACGAAGUGGUCGCACGAUGACUCUCAAGGAGCAGAGCAGCACAAUUGACCGACUGUCCAAGGAGAACUUUGACCUGAAAAUGCGCAUUCAUUUCCUCAACGAGGCUUUGAACAAGCGUUCUGAGGAGGGCAUCAAGGAGAUGAUCUCGGAGAAUGUAGAGCUCAAAUCAGAUAAGCUGAAACUGCAGAAAGACAACCAGGGUCUGAAGCGCAAGAUUCGGGACUUGGAAAAGCAGCUGAAGGAUCAGCAAUCUGACAAGGAUUCCAUGGUUAACCACGAUCCUGAAGCAUCCGAAGAUGAUCGCGAGUCGGCUCAGGAUGAGGAGCUUGUUUAUUUGCGUGAGCGAGUUGAGACUUAUGAGCUUGAGAUUGAGCGCAUGCGGUCUGAGAAUAUUGCUCGCGAGAGCGAGAAGCGCCGCUUGGCUGAGAUGGUCAAGUCUCUGAGUGAGAACCGAACUGGAGGGUCAGAGGCGGGGGCUCGAGAAGAGAGGGAUAUGUGGAAAGACAUGCUGGAGGCAGAGACUGCUGCUCGGGAGCAAGCCGAGGAGGAGAACCGCAGGCUACGGGAUGAGUCGAUUCGCCUUAAGAGUGAACUUUACUCAACUACGAGCUCCUUGAAGCCGGGGCAGCGCGAGCGCGGCGGUUCUACUGUCUCAUAUGCAUCCGCAUCCGAUAGAGAUGGCCACCGUGGUGCUCUGAUGAGCACUUCCAGCAGCACGCUUGUGGUCGAGCUCGAGCUCUUGAAGCAGGAGAAUGCUGAGCUGAGGAAGGAAGUCAGUGCGCAAACCUCAAUGCUUACCUCUCGCAACCGCGAGAAAGAGCGUCUUUACCAGGAGAUUGAGGAGCUCAAGCUCGGCCAACGACGUGAUGGUAGUCGAUCCGUCGCCGGAGAUAGCAUUUUCGACCGCUCGGCGUCUCGUGCUCAGAUGCGCACCGGGUCAGAGAUCAGUGACGGAACUGGAUCCCGGGAUAAUAUGGAUCGCGAGGAGCUCGAGGCUCGAAACGGCCAGCUGCGUGACCAGGUGUCGACGCUCAAGCUGGAGAACCAAGCAAUGCGUGACCAAUUGGAUGGCUAUAUUCGAGAACUAGAGGCGCUUGAUAAAGCGUAUCAGGCUGACGUUGACCAAGCGGAGGAAGAAAUAGGCAACCUGCAGAACGAGCGAGAUCAGGCUAUUGAGAUGGCGAAUGAGCGUGAUGCUGCCUUCCAAGAUCUGCGUGCCGAAGCACAAGAGGAGCUUGACACCCUUGCCGAGGAGCUUGAUCAGAAGAUCGUCGAGUGUCAGCGCAUGGGCGAAGACCUACGAAAUCAGGAUGAGAGUCUGAGAGUAUUACAGGCUGAGAUGCGCUCCGCCAGUGAGGGAAUCAUUCGACUUGAGGAAGACGCUCAGAACAACUUGGAGCGGUACAAGGCUGUGCAGCAGGAGUUGGAAGAAACCAACCGUGAAAUGGAGUCUCUGGAGAAGAGCCUCUUCGAAGCCAACACGAAGGUGCAGCGGCUGACGGUGCAGAUCGAGUCAAGCCAGAACGAGAUUGCCUUCCUUCGGGAGGAGCAAGAUGGCGAUAAAAUCCGCAUUGGUGAUCUGGAGUCUGAGCUCAAGAUGUACCACAUGAGCCUGCAUAGUGAGAAAGAGAAGACUCGGGAGUUGGAGCAGCGGUUGGCGGAUGAGCGGCACCAGCGUGAGGUAGUCGGAAGCAAGGAGAAACAAGAGGUACAGCGAAUCAUGAAUGAACUGAACCGAGAAGCGUCGGCUGCUAAAGAAGAGGUUCGACGACUGAAGAAGAGCCUUUCUACUCAAGAGAUUGAGACUACCACCUGGCGCGAGCGUCUCAUGGACCUUGAGAACAAUCUCCGGGAGACCCUGGGGGAUCUGAGUGGCAGCCGGUCUAGCCUGAUUACGAACAUCAUGAAGUUGCAAAAAGAACUCGAGUCGACUGCGCUGGAGCUGGAGAGUGUUCGUCAGCAGCUGGACGAGAAGGAGUCAAUACUUCGCAAUCGCGAUGCCCUUCUGGAGAGUCAUGGAUUGGAGUCUCGCAAACUCUCCGAACUCCUUGAGCGAGAGCGACAGGCUCGUCGGGCUGAUAAGCAGUCCUUUGAGCAAGCUCUCAAGAACCACCAGCAGGCAUCGCGAACGAUCACUCAGAGCAACUCGCGGAUUACGGAUCUGGAGAAUGCUCGCAACUCAGACCGGAAGCGAUUCACCUCGCUUGAGCAGCAGUUCCGAGACCAGCUCAGCGAGCGCAAUGCGUUGUUCCUCACUAUCUGGAAGAGACUUUCGUCGAUUUGUGGACCCGACUGGGCGCAUUCGAACAGUCUUAUCAAUGGCAAUCUGCCUAGCCAGGAAGUCAUUGGCAAUAUCCUGUUCUGGCCUGGCUUUAGCAGAAAUCUGCUACUUGCCAUCAAGACUGUUGAAAGUGUGAUUUCAGGCUUCAAGACUCGCAUCAGGAGCAUUGAGCAUGAUUUCACCAAACAGUACCAGAAUCUGGAGAGCUCCUUUGCUCAAAGAGUCCGUCGACUUGAGCGUGUUGAGGAGGCAGUGAAGAACCUGCGGAAUGGACGUGGAUAUUCCAGCUCAACGUCCGAAGUCGCCAAACUCCGUGGUGAGAACCGACUCUUAAAGGCCGAGAUCAAUCUACUCCAGUCUAAUAGCCGCACGCAUGGAUCGGCUUCUACAGCCGCUGCAGCGGUGAUGGCUUCUGGUCCGCGAUCGCCUUCGCUUGCGUCUACAGCAGAUCCCGAGCGCUCCUUGACUCGCCAAAACUCUACGCCCGGGACCAGCGAGAAGCCGCGCUCUGAGCGAGGUCUCACGCGCAGCUCUACUGGACUUCCACAGCCGUCCCACACCUCAUCGAGUAGCACGGUAACCAACAAUGCGGGUGCUAUGAUGCCUCGCUCACGCAGUGGAGCCGGCGCCUGGGAAGGCAGCGAUGAGAAAUGGAUUCACCGACUGCACGAGCUGGAGAAACGGCUCAAAGCUGAGCGAGAAGGUCGACUUCUCGACCGCAGCGGUGCCCGCAAGCGUCUUGAAGAGCGCGAUGCGGAGAACCAGCGGCUGCGGGAUCAACUUCAGCGAGAGCGUGUACGACGAGGUCCAUCGGGGACUAUCAUGAAUAGUAGCCGGAGUCAAGUGCCGACUUCGGAUGAAGGGCCCAGUUCGAGUGAAGGGGAAGGCAUCACGGUGGAUAUCGAGGUGUGA